Molecule: messenger RNA, 1075 nt
Organism: Lecanosticta acicola
Lineage: Eukaryota; Fungi; Ascomycota; Dothideomycetes; Mycosphaerellales; Mycosphaerellaceae
Source: the annotation of a GenBank genome assembly
AUGGCGACUAUGAGAGCAAUUGGUAUACCGAUUCCCCUCCAAGCCCCAUUCAUGCUCACAUCUCUAACGUCCAAUCGUUACAGAAAUCAAAGACGGCAAAGGCCCAAUCGAAAACCUGUACAUGAACUCGAACACUCCCCGACCGAUCCCCACCGGUUCUCAGGCGCUCGUCAAAGUAAAAGCCUUCGGCCUCAACCGCAUGGACACCCUGCAACGCGAAGGAAAAUACCCUGUGCCUCCUCAAGCACCUAGCACAUUGGGCGUAGAAUUCAGCGGAACGAUCGAAGAGCUAGGCAACGAAUCCGAGUCGUCAUUCAAAAAGGGAGAUGCAGUCUUUGGCCUGGCAUAUGGUGGUGCGUACGCUGAAUACAUUGCCGUGAGCACACACAUGCUGGUGCAUAAGCCGGACGAGCUGUCCUGGGAAGAGUGCGCUGGCAUACCAGAGACAUGGAUCACGGCUCUGCAAGCCAUGUAUCUCAUUGGAGAGUUUUCGGAAGGGAAGAGUAUCCUGUGGCAUGCGGGUGCCAGCUCCGUGAGCAUUGCAGGCCAGCAAUUGAGUCGAGUCAACGGAGCCAGCGAAGUCUAUGCCACUGCGAGAGCGGACGACAAAUGCGAUUUCUGCGUGAAACAGCUCGGUGCGAAGGCGGCUUAUAACACAAAGAAGGUCAAUUGGGAUGAAGAAGUUCUCAAAGCGACGAACGGCAAAGGCGUAGAUAUCAUUGUCGAUUUCGUCGGCCCGGAUACCUUUGCAGGAAAUCUCAACGCCGCAGCCAAAGACGGACGGAUCGUCAAUCUUGCUACUCUGGGCGGUACCAAGUUGAAAGAUACGAAUGCAGAUUUUGGGAACUUUGUCAGGAAACGACUACGAUAUGAGGGAAGCAGUCUGAGAAGUCGGGACGAGGCAUAUCAGGGCAAGUUGAGAGAUCAGCUGGUAGAACAUGCGUUGCCGAUGUUUAGGGAUGGGAGACUGAAGAACUACGUGGAGAAGGUGUAUCCAUGGGAACAGAUUCAGGAGGCACAUCGACAGAUGGAGGCGAAUUUGACAAAGGGGAAGCUGAUUUGUACGAUUACAUGA